GAAAUAUAGAGAUUGCAAAGGAUAGCAUGAUACAAGAUGCAGUUAAAUACGAUCUUGACACAAAUAAGAGCCUUCAAGAAAACAUAUAUGAAAUCCAAUAUACUUAUGAUAAUCUACCAACUUCAAAGAAAGAGGAAAUUUUUGAUAUGAAUUUUAUAGCUUUUGUGAUAUCUGAUUCGUAUGCUACUAGAUUGGUUGAUCAUCAACUUUAUAUAUCUACUAAGAUUUUUAGUAUGAUAUACCCCACAGAAUUUGUUGCGAAUGAGCUGAUUAGCUAUAUGAAUAAAGUAUUAAAAAUGAUUUUGCUAAUGAAUAAAACCGUGGAAAUUAUGCGUAAAGCCAAGGAAGAUGAUUCAGACCCAUUAGUUAAUUCAUCAAAAAAGUUCAAGUAUUUUUGUAAUCCUCGUAUCUUACCCCCCAUAUUCUCCAAAAGUACUACCAGAAAGUCAAGUGGCAGAAAGAAAAACACUAAGAAAAAUACUGCGAGAAAUAUUAAAAUUUUUAAUUAA
Dentiscutata erythropus is the source of this 509-nucleotide messenger RNA. The record is from the annotation of a GenBank genome assembly. NCBI's taxonomy places the organism in Eukaryota, Fungi, Glomeromycota, Glomeromycetes, Diversisporales, Gigasporaceae.